Calliphora vicina (urban bluebottle blowfly) is the source of this 2595-nucleotide messenger RNA. Its product is annotated as sperm-associated antigen 7. The transcript is spliced from 2 exons. The record is from RefSeq and is a predicted model, not a curated record. The coding region runs from base 106 to 987 and encodes 293 amino acids. Lineage: Eukaryota; Metazoa; Arthropoda; Insecta; Diptera; Calliphoridae. Gene Ontology annotation, molecular function: nucleic acid binding.
CAGCUGUCACCAUAGAAUUAUUAUGAAAAAAAACCUCAAGCAAUAUUCGCCGUAAAACUGAACAACAUAAUCAGCAAUUCCUAAAACGAAAAAAAAUAAACAAACAUGGAUCUAUUGGGUUCCAUACUUAAUGCCAUGGACAAACCUCCAACUGCCAAUGAGGAACAAAAGAAAUUGAUCAAACGACAAAAGGAAAUGGCAGAACGUUUGAAAAAUAAACAAAAAGAAGAAAUAUUAAGAUUCCGCAAAUAUGUAGAAGAACGAAUAGGGCGCUUUGCCAAGGAUGAUCGUCAUCACAUAGAAUUUCAGCCCUUAGAUAAGGUACAUCGUGGUGUUAUACAUGAAGUCGCUGAAUAUGGCGGCUUUAUAUGCAUGAGUUUUGGCUGUGAAGAUAUCGAUCGCUAUUCGGUGGUAUAUAAAAAAGAAAACGCACCCACAGAAGAUGAAAUUGCCGCCCGGCGUAAUGGUGACGGCUGGAAUGAUGAAGUGGCCAAGGAAUAUGCCGAAAGGCGUAUUAAACAGAAAGAACACGAAUUGGAACAAAAAAGAUUGGCUCGUGCUUCCGCCUCAGCAGCAAAUGCCGCCCAAACAUCAUCAGCAUCAUCAAACACAUCGUCAACAUCAAGCAAUAACAAACAAUCUACACAAUCGUCACACACAAUCGAAGCCGAGAUUAAACCCACAUUUAAUUAUAAAGAUAAAUAUGCUCAUCUGAUUGGCCAGGAUGCCGCCCUAGAAGCUGCUCGUAAAACUGAAACAAAUGUAAGUUAUGGUUUUGUGCCCAGCAAGAACAAAAAGGAUGUAAGAUCCAUAGAACAGACAUUGGCCGAUAUACAGGCCAAAAAGAGGCUCAAGUUACAGUUGCUACAGGAACAGCAAAAGCAAGACGAUAUAACAGCCGAAUUACAGAAUGGCGCUACCACAGCAAAUAACUCUAGCAUCACUGUAACAACCACUACUACUCCUGCAUCUGAGACAUUACACUGAUAAUUUAAUUGUUGUAUUUUACCUGUACUAUACUAUAGUAUGUUUAUAUAUUAUAUAUUAUUUUUUUUUUAAUUUUUGAAGACUCCGUCUACUUCCUAUUAUAAAGGCCAUAAUUAAACUUAAUUUAGAGACAAAAUACAAAGAACAAGAAAACAAAACAAUGUGGGAGAGAAAGAGAGAGAGAAAGAACAAAACAUAAUGUUGUUAUUACACCAUUUCCACAUGUGGAUUUUUAAGACUUACAAUUUUAGAUUUGGAACUUAUUAUCUCAAACAAAUUCAACCAAGAUAAUAAAUUAAAAACAAGUUUAACAAAGAAGUGAUAAGAUUUUAAUAAAAAAAAGUUAAAAUUGUAAACCAUUAGAUAAUAUUAGGUUUCUGUAGUCUAAAAUGCUAACAUGACGUUUCAGUACUAAUGACAGUUUGCUGAAUUGCUCCUGCAGAUCCAAAGGACCUAAAAACUUUAACUGGAAUUUAAUUUUCUUUCUAUUUAUUAAAUGUUUAUAACAUUAUUCUUUAAAACUGUUCCUUACUUUCUUAAAAUUUACAGUUUUGUUUAAUAUGACAAAAUAAUUACAAUAUUAAUUGUAAAGUUGAACAAAAAUACACUUUAAACAACUUUUAAUAAAACUGACAACGAAUUAAAAUUUUUCUUAAAAAUUACCAAUAAAACACUAAUAAACUGCUAUUGGGAAUGGUGCAAACAUUAAUAGUUUAAAGUAACAAAAAAAGAAAAGAUGCCUCUGCAAUACUAUAACUCUUAUAAAAACACCUUACAUACUGCAACAUACAACAACAAAAAAUAUAUAUGUUAAUAUAUAAAACAAAUUAUUACCUAAACAAACAAAACAAUUUAGUUUAUAUUUUAUUAUAUUAUAAUUUCAUUUAGUUUAUACAUACAUAUUAUAAAUGUCGUAGUUUUAUUGCUGUGUAUUAAUUUUCAACAUUAUGAUGUGCUAUUAUAAUUUCAUUAUUUUAAUUAAUAUUAUUUUUUUAUUAUUAUAAUUAUAAGUUUACUUUUCUUUCAGACUUGUUAAUAAUUUACAAAACAAAAACAAAAAACUUUGUACUAAAAAUUAGUACAAACACUAUAAACAAAAGCAAUCCUCCUUAAAUUUUAGAAUUAAUAAUUUAAAGCUGAGCCUUAAUACUCACUUGUAUGAAUUAUUUUAAAAAACAAAUUGUAAAUUUUAUAAAAAAAAAGAAAACUACCGAUGUUUGUAGUUGUAACGAAAAAUGGUUUUAGAAAUUUUUAGCUAUUGAGUGUUUUUCGUUGGAUCUACAAAAAUCAAGACUUUGUUUAAUAAAAUUGUUUUUUUUUUUUUUAAAUGACUGCCUAUUUUUGUUCUGAUUUUAACGAGUUUUUCUUCCAAAUAAAAAUAAUUUGUGAUUUCUUUUUUUAAAAGUUUUAUUAUACAUUUAAUUUUUUUUGAUAUUUCAUCAAUUUUUAAAUGUUUUUAAAAUUUGCUUAUAUAUUUUUAUUCAAUUCAAACUUGUUUCCUUUUAUGUUGAAAUUUCGAAAAUAUUUUGAAGUUGUAUCGAUCGUAUAGUUGGUUUAUCAGAGAGAUAUAUGAAAUAAAUUAAGAUUUUUAGUCAAGCAAUUGAAAAA